Molecule: messenger RNA, 297 nt
Organism: Capsella rubella
Lineage: Eukaryota; Viridiplantae; Streptophyta; Magnoliopsida; Brassicales; Brassicaceae
Exons: 2
Coding region: 1-297 (98 amino acids)
Source: RefSeq, a predicted model, not a curated record
AUGGUGAACACUUGCAGAAUCAGCUUCAUCAGCAUCAUGAUCCUCCUUCUCUUCAUCAACCAGUCUACUCUUUCUUCUUCUAUACGCAUCCCUCUUCAACAAGGUCAAGGUCAAGGUCAAGAUCAUGUUCACCACCACCGAACACUUGAUGAGAUUGAGAGAGCUGAUAGGGCACGUCUCAGUUACUUGUUUAAAAUGAUGGAAGAUGAUGAUACUCCUCCACUUCCACCAUAUCCUCAUGUUAAUCCUAUGAAAAUCACUCAAUCGAUUCGACCAUGGAACGUUUGUUGGAAGUGA